Messenger RNA from Tuber aestivum (summer truffle), 1685 nucleotides. The record is from the annotation of a GenBank genome assembly. Lineage: Eukaryota; Fungi; Ascomycota; Pezizomycetes; Pezizales; Tuberaceae.
AUGGCUUCCCCACCCAAGCGUCCAAAACUCUCCGAUUCACCCGCCUUGCCUUUCCACCGCUCCGCCAGCCCAUCAAAACUCCCCGUACGAAAUGACUCUAGCGCGUUAUACCGAUCGCCCACUAGAUCCUUAGCGAAGCGCAACCCCCAGCACGCCCGCCGCUCACCCUACGCGGAGCCCGUGAAGAAGCGGUUUGUCAGCGCCUCGCAGGACGAGACUAACAGCGCGGGGAGACUAAAUUUCGGCAUCGGCAGCGGAGGGGCGGGAGCGGUACUCGGUGGGAGGGCUAGGAGUGAGAGCGUUGGCGCGGGUAUCAGACGUGCGGGUGGUUCGAGAUUGUCAUCUAGUCCUGCCAGACGCAGAAGUAGUUUUUCGAACCCUCCUGCGCCCAGUGUUCCCCCCAGUGAGGAUUCCCCGGAGAAGAGUGAGUUGGGGAUUCUACAGGAGGAAGGGGGCAUGGAGGAUGUAAAAUCGCCAGAGCCAGCGUUUGCUAUGAAGACGAGUAAGGUGCGCAAGGGGGCAUCGCAGGCCCGGCAGCAGCAGCAGCAGCAGCAGAGGAGUAAGAGGAAACGGCCAGAGACGGAAGUGGAGGCGAAGCAACGAGUCGAGAAGGAAAGAUUGGAGAAGAUCAUGAUGUCGAGGGUGCAUGUUUUGCAGGCGGAGAUUAUGGAGCUUCAGGAGGAGGUUAGGAUCGAGAAGGCGAGGGUUGAGAGGGAGACUCAGGCUGCAAGGAAUUUAGAUCAGGGUACUGAUGCUUUAGUGUACGUUUUUUCGUCUUCGCGAUUGUCUGGACCUGCUGAUGGAAUUGUAGAAAGCGAUUACUAGCUGUGAAUGAUGCUUCCCAAGUGGUGCCGAUACCGGAGCCAAUGCAGAGAGAAGAGCCAGUUCCCUCGGCGAGGCCAAUGGAACCAGACGAUCCUCUUCCCCAGCUAAAAGCCUUCACAAGCAUCACUUUCACAACGCACAGUUCCGAAAUCAUCCCAUCCACGCCCGUAAGCCAAAUUAUCACGGCAUCUGGCUAUACCUCCAACCGCCUAUUAUACUUUACUGUAUCCCUCAGCGUCCAAUCCGCCACCGUUCAAGAAAUCACCUACCGCAUCUCACCUUGGUCCGUCCGCGAGCUAACCCCCGUGUUGACCACUGCCGUUGAAGAGGGCGACAUACCCACCGUCUUCCAUGCCAUAUCAACCUACACACUCAUAGCCAAAGCCCGGGCGAGUGUGUUUGCGAAGCUCAGCGCUGCAUUCCCGCACCUUCUCCCAGUUCUCGCCACAAGCAAGAGGGAGAAGGGCAAGGUUUCCAGAAGGGAGAUAAUCCCGUACCUGGGCGAAUCGCUCCUGUGCUUCCACCCCCGCACAAAGCCCGCCGAAGCCGGUCGGCGCGGUGGACCAGACAUGGGGGAAAGUGGGGUAGAGUUGGUUCUGGAAUGGCGCAUAGAGUUCGACGUAACCGGUGAGGCUGAGAGUGUGAUCUCGGCGGAUGUUAGGUUACCCAGCCAUCGUAAGUUCUCCCUCCUCCCUCUGCGACUUGGUCAGGAAGGGGAAACGACACUGACGGGUUGGUCUACAGUGAAAGAGGCGGAUGAACUGAAUAGCUUCUCCAAACUUGGCGGAGCAUUUGAUUCGCUGGUUAGAGAGAAGGGAGUGUACGAUGCUGCUACCUGUGUUGCUGGGCUUUUGUUUUAG